Molecule: messenger RNA, 2626 nt
Organism: Scleropages formosus (Asian bonytongue)
Lineage: Eukaryota; Metazoa; Chordata; Actinopteri; Osteoglossiformes; Osteoglossidae
Gene: tsc22d3
Product: TSC22 domain family, member 3
Exons: 3
Coding region: 1022-1447 (141 amino acids)
Biological process (GO): negative regulation of activation-induced cell death of T cells; regulation of transcription by RNA polymerase II
Source: RefSeq, a predicted model, not a curated record
CUUUUUGUGAGAUUAUUUUUUUCCCCAAAUAUGCACAUUCCGAAGUGCAACCUGCAAAUCCUACAGAAAUGCAACAGUACGCAACGACGGCAUGAUAAGCAUGGAUAGAAUAUUACAGGAUAGAAUACUAGUCAAUGAUUAUUAUUCAUUUCACACACAGCAUGCUGCUCAACAUGACACGCGAUCGGUGCAACAGCAGAACAAUAAACAACGAAAGGAUGGAUACGACAGGAAAGAACAAUUAACAAAAGCCACAUUUACAAGAUAGAGUUGUUCUAGACUAGGGGGACAAAACGAAGGACUCCAGGUUCGCGUGCGGCUCCGUUUGCCGCCGCGAAUGCAAAACAUCGCCAGUAAAAUCUUCUUGUGUUCUUCGCUUCGCUGACCCGCUACAGGAAGUCACAGUAGUACAUCGUGUUCCUUCUGCGCUACCAGGACUGUACCGUGUUCCCCCGCGUGUCUUUUGUACUGCACCCGUUUUCAGCCCAAAAUAAAGACUCAUAUCCACUGUACUUUGUUUUUCCUCACACUUGUUUUGUUUAUGUCUAUCACCGUUAUCUUGCGCCCUCAUUGUUACUUAUUUUUUAGUUAGUAGGUGUUUAUGCAUAUUAUGUAACGUGUGCGCCAAUGUUUUUUGCACGUUUUAUUCGUUUUACAAACAGGUAUGUGCAAAAUUCGGUCUUCGGGUCAAUUUGUUUACUGUUCUCGUGCAGAGUUCAGGGAGGGGGCAAGCAGAGAUCCGCGGGCAGAAAUCCGCCGGCGGUCUAAUUUGCAUAAUAUAUUCCUACGUGUUUGGUGCGCGAUGUGACGUCAGCGCCCCGUAUAUAAGUCACCGCUUUCAGAAAUAGAAGCAGUCGGUGUAACAAACGCGUAGUGCUGCGGGUGUCUGUAUAAAGCAGCUUAACAGCCGUUCCCCAAAGUCUCUACAGAACACAACCAAAACAAAACCGUCUCUUAUCCGGUAGCACAACACACCGCAAACGUGGCGAGAAGCAUUAUCCAAACGGGUCUUGUCCUGAACAUGAGCACGGAGAUGUUCAAAUCGCCCAUGGAGGUGGCUGUCUACCAGCUUCACAACUACUCCAUCUCCUUCUUCUCGUCGCUGCUCGGAGGGGACGUGGUGUCUGUAAAACUCGACAACAGUGCCUCCGGCGCGAGCGUCGUAGCCAUUGACAACAAGAUAGAACAAGCAAUGGAUCUGGUGAAGAACCACCUGAUGUAUGCAGUCAGAGAGGAGGUGGAGAUCCUGAAGGAGCAAAUCAAGGAGCUGGCAGAGAAGAACAAUCAGCUGGAGCGUGAGAACAGCCUGCUGAAGAACCUGGCUAGCCCUGAACAGCUGGAGAAGUUCCAGUCCCGUUUGCCCUCAGAUGACACCCCGCUGCCGGAGAGCCCAUCGGAAGGCUCGGGCGAACAGGCAGCCUCUCGGAGUACAGGUUCUGCUGUGUAAGUGGCUCUGCCUUGGGGCGGGCAGAGCCACUGCUCUCAGCCGAACCAGACCUCCGAGUCGUACUGUCGCGUAGACGAACGCGACGACUGAAAGAUAGACAUUCCAAUGGCACAGCCUGUUUUCUGUUUUAAUGAGACAAUCUCUUAAGAUCGAAGUGCUAAAUGCACGGGCAGAGAGAGGUUACAUUGGGAUAGGGAGGAGGCCACAGGCUUACUCUUCUCUCCAGCCCCCACCCUAAGCUUGAUUAGGGGGGAAAGAGGGAAUAUGUGAUGGGGCUGGCCCUGAGACCUGACCUGGGGGCACCUGAUGCAGACAGUCUCUCAGAGCCUUGCCAAGGAAGCUGAAAUCUCCGGAGGGGAUGUCCUUCCACGUCCCUCGAGCAAGAGCCCCUGUGGAUUUCCCCUUACGGAAACAAGCUGCUUUUGACAUCAUAAUCCGUCAAGUCCGUACAGAACCGUUCCCUCCUCAUCGCUCUCCUGUCCCUAUUUGUGCUUUGUUUUUUCUUAAAAUCAAGAAAAGCAAAAACCUCCUGGAAAUGAUGGUCCAGGAGUGGGACUUGAGCUGAUCCAGUCAGCCUCACUGAUUACUCUGUGAUUUGUUGUAAAAACGCAUUGCUCGUGUGCUCUGCAGCGGGGGUCUUGCUGCUUAUGGGGGAAAUUUGUCUUGCUUUUUUUCAAUGUUUUCUGAAACGGCGCAAAGUGGAUUUGUCUUUAGGAGAGUUGUAAUACUGCCAUGACGUUAAGUAUGGAAGAACUUGCUACAAAUUUGCAUAGGUCUGUAAAUUUGUACAUAAAGUGAAGUAUUCAGAAUCACAGAGAUAGCGGUAACAGGUGUUUCUGCAUCAAGUGCACUCCUGUUUCAAGACUGACCCAGCAUUUCUUCCUAGUAGAAUUGAAGACACAAACUUGAAACUGAGGAGAAGGAGAGGUGUCCGACUGUUACCGGAGAGUAGGGAUCCAUUUUCAGCAGGAGAUGUUUUCUAGCUACCAAAGACUUAUAGCGUGGACUCUCAGACCAACUAGGACCAUGUGCAUAAAAUUUAUGCACAGGGUGAAGUCUUGUUAGCUAUUACAAAACAAGGGGUAUUUCUGUAUUGUGUCCAUGGGACAAGACUGCAGGUAUUCACAAUGAUGUAUGAAUACAAAAUGCACAUUGCAAUAAACUGUAUGUUUACACAAA